ACUUGUUCUAUAAUUACCCCAGCAUCAGGAGGCCAUGGCUCUAGGCCUAGGAGGACAAUUCUUAUUGUUGCUGUGGAAGGAACUUCUGUUGUCUCGCCGGAAGUUGUGUUCUCUCGUCUUUCAGUUCGUUCUGCCUCUAGCCUUUGCGGCGUUUUUAAUUGUGCUUCGUUUUCUGGUAGAGAAUGAAAGUGUUCCGGAAACAAUCUGGUCGCCAUUCCAGUUGGACAACUUUAAUGGUACUCUGUCGUCAAACAAGACUGAGGUAUUGUACUCUCCCAACACGGCUAAGGCAGCAGAAAUCAUGACGGAUGUGCAGACAAAUCUAUAUAGUGGAUACACAGUAAAAGCGUUUGCCAAUGAGGGUUCACUGGAGUCCUAUCAAGAACUCCACAAGGACAAUGUCUGGGCCGCCGUCGUGUUCGAUACCUCUUCAAGUGACUACUCGACCGCCAUACCAAAUCAAAUCAAGUACACCCUCAGGGUAGCGCGGGAAAACGCCGACGAUAGAUGGCGGACUGAUAAUACUUACCCCUUUUUCAGAGUUCCCGGAUACAGAAACAACGAGGCCCUAGGAGGGGAACCUAAUUAUUACAAGACCGGCUUCCUUAGUCUCCAGUACGAAGUGGGUCGCGCCAUUAUUAACAAACAAUCAGGGAACACCAACUUUGACAACCUGGAUUUCUACAUGAAGAAGAUGCCGUACCAGGAUUUUAUUAAGGACAACCUAAUCAGUGUGCUACAGAUUUGGCUGCCUUUCUUUAUCAUGCUCAGUUUCAUCAUCACAGCUCUGCAGACGACAAAAGGUGUGACGUAUGAGAAGGAAAAGAGAUUAAAGGAAUCUAUGAAGCUGAUGGGAAUGAGCGAAGCCAUGUACUGGGCCGCUGUCUUCGUCAAGGCCAUGAUAUUCCUGCUCCUGGCCUCUGCAUUCUUCAUCCUGUGUAUGUUUGUUAAGGUGGGAGAGAAUGGCCGUGUGUUCAAUGCCUCCGAUCCUUCCCUAAUCUUCGUCUUUUUCAUCAUUUAUGACAUUUCUCUCAUCACUUUUUGUAUAACGGUCAGCACGUUUUUUAGUAAAGCCAACACCUCGGCCUAUGCGGGGGGUCUACUGUACUUUGGAUUCUUUUUUCCGUGGUUCUUCCUAAACACAGAAUACGAAACUAUGAGUACAGGAGCAAAAGUAGCUUCCUGCCUACCCUUUAAUACAGCAAUGGCGAUGGGCUUCAACAUCAUCGGAAUACACGAGGGAACAGGUGAGGGCGCUCAGUGGAGUAAUUUUAACAAACCGCCCUCUGUUGACGACAACUUCUCCCUAGGCGGAGUCAUGUUGAUGCUGAUCCUAGAUAUUGUCAUACAUCUUCUGGUCACGUGGUAUGUUGGAAACGUUUUCCCGGGAGAAUUUGGAAUUCCCAGACCGUUCUACUUUCCAUUCACGCGAUCUUACUGGGGCUGUUGUGAUAAAACAGAGAAAGACUUCGACAGAGAUCUCCGCCAUGACACCAGUAAUCCCAAGUUCUUUGAACGCGAUCCACCGGAACUCAAGCCUGGAAUCAAGAUACAGAAACUGAGAAAGGUAUUCGGUCGAGGCAGAAAGAAGAAAGUCGCUGUGGAGGGGACGACUCUAAAUAUUUAUGAGGGACAAAUCACCGCUCUCUUGGGUCACAAUGGCGCCGGCAAGACCACCACCAUGUCAAUGCUAACAGGUUUCCUACCUCCUUCUAGCGGCACGGCCAAGGUCAACGGAUAUGAUAUCAUGACGGAUAUCGACAAGGUCCGACAGAGCAUUGGGCUUUGUCCGCAGCACGACAUCUUGUUUGAAUCUAUGACGGUCGAGGAACACUUAUAUUAUUUCUGCAAGCUGAAGGGAACUCCAGCAAAAGAUAUCAACAAUGAGGUGAAGGAAAUGAUCAAGAUUUUAGGAAUGGAAGCAAAAACACACUAUGCGGCUGGAAAUCUUUCAGGCGGACAAAAACGGAAAUUGUCCGUGGGAAUCGCCAUCAUAGGUGACUCUAAGAUAAUAAUUCUUGAUGAACCCACGUCCGGUAUGGAUCCAGCGGCCCGGCGUCAGACCUGGGAUAUCCUACAGAAAUUCCGGGAAAAAAAGACCAUGGUUCUCUCUACGCACUUCAUGGAUGAGGCGGAUCUCUUAGGGGACAGGAUUGCCAUCAUGGCAGAGGGCGUGGUCAAGUGUUGUGGCACCUCCCAUUUCCUGAAGAAAGCAUUUGGAGCGGGGUACCACCUGGUUAUGGUGAAAGAUAAAUCAUGUAACGUUGCCGAGGUGACAAAAUUAGUUCAAUCCCACGUUCCGUCCGCUGUACUCGAAAGUGAGAUCAGCGCCGAGUUGUCCUACCUUCUACCAUUCGACCAAUCAAAAACCUUCGCUCAGCUGUUUUUGGACGUGGAGAAGAAGAAGUCUUCUCUAGGAAUCCAAAGUUUCGGCACGACAGCCACCACCAUGGAGGAAGUCUUUCUCAAAGUCGGAGAAAGUGGUCAAGAAGAUGUCGAGGAAGAGGCGGAAAGACUGAAUGCGCAGGCGCAUACGAUCCAGCAAUCUCCGGAACACAAUCUAGCUUUUGUACAGGAGGAGGGCGAAAAAAUCCCAAUGACGGAUGUUAGAGUUACCGUCAACGGAGAGGUAAAUGGGGAAGUAAAAGAGGUGAACGGAGAGGCCAAGAAGAACGGUGACGUCAACUUUUCGAAAUAUACAGAGUUCAAUAAAGAGAUAAAGAAGAACGCUGGAAUGGCGCUAACCUUUCAGCAAUUUAAAAGUAUGAUCAUCAAAAAAGCCAUACAUACAUGGCGAAAUCGAAUAGUGACGUUUGUCCAGCUGGCACUUCCGGUCAUCUUCACGAUCCUCGCCCUCGUCAUCGAAUUGAACGCCACAGAAUUUACGGAAGAGCCUGCUUUGUCUCUGAAUCUAGCCAAUUUUGAGGACCCUGUGACGAUCUACAAUAAUCCUACAAACAUUAUUGCUGCAAAAUACAAAGACUUGUUCACAUCGGAAGAGGACGCAACCUCGGCGACGUCAUAUGAUCGAUAUGUCAUCGAUAAAAUGAAACAGGUCGGUAUGUCCGUCUACAGUAAAAAGUACAUCGUGGGUCUGGACGACAGUAAUCCCAAUACAACCACCUACUUCAAUGGUGAUCCUUUUCACAGUCCCGCCAUAGCACUAGCCUUUACCCUAGACGCCAGUCUGAAACAUUAUACAAACAAUCUGACUUACGGUAUACAGGCCGUUAACCACCCAUUCAAGCGCAGCCUGGACGACAACAGUCAGAGAGCGGCGGGAACUGCCGGGAGUGGGUUCUCCAUUGCGUUUGUCAUUCUGUUUGGUGUAUCAUUCCUCACUACAAGCUUCAUCUUGUUCCUGAUCAAGGAGCGGGUGUCUGGCGCCAAACAUCUACAAAAGGUUAGUGGGCUGAGUUCCCUGACUUACUGGCUUGCCAAUUUUGUAUGGGAUUACAUUAACUACUUUAUUCCCGCCAUUUUGAUGGUCGUCUGCUUUGCGGCCUUCCAGCCUGACGCUUAUUUCAAGGGUGAGCCCUCCCGAAUCACCCUGAUUUUGUUGGUCUAUGUUUUGUUCGGUUGGGCCUCCCUUCCCUACACGUAUGUCCUCCAUUACCUGUUUAAGACCCCAGCCACAGGGAUGGUUACCAUCACAAUGUUAAACAUCUUGACAGGUCUAGCCACCACAUUGGCUGUGUUUUUACUGAUGUUUCCCACCUUUGGAACACAAAACAUUGCUCUUCAGUUGGACUGGAUCUUUGCCCUUGUUUUCCCGCACUAUAAUUUGGGCUCCAGCAUCAUGAACAUUUAUACAAACUACCAAUACAUAAACACCUGUGAGAGCAGUAACUACCAGAUCACGUGUCAAAUUCCCGCCUUUGAAACCGGAAGUUGUUGCAUGGAUAAGUGUGGUACCCGUUGUCUGAGAUUCGUCCUUGACUACCUCAGUAUGACAUACCCUGGGAUCGGGAAAUAUGUCUUACUGAUGGCUCUCCAAGGCGCUGUCUAUCUCCUUCUGGUCACCCUAGCAGAACUUAACUUCUUCUACUGGGUUAUGUAUAAGUUAAGAGGAAAGCAGCACACAGCCCAGGUGUACUCCGAGGAAUCUGUGGGUAGUGGCGAAACAGAGGAUGAUGACGUCAAAAAUGAACGGAAAAGGAUCAACGCAACAGAAAUAUCAAAGCUUCAGGAGACAGACGCCCUAGUGCUGAAGAACCUAGCGAAAAACUAUGGAAGCUUCCGAGCGGUAAAGGGAGUCAGCAUCGGAAUUCCUCGACAGGAAUGCUUUGGUUUACUUGGACAAAAUGGUGCAGGAAAAACGACCACCUUUAAGAUGAUGACUGGUGAUGAAAUUGUUUCCGGCGGAAACGCCUACCUAAACAAAUAUGACGUCAAGAACCAUAUAAAAGAGGUCCAACAGAAUCUUGGGUACUGCCCACAGUUCGACGCUUUGAUCGAUCAGAUGACCGGAAGAGAGAUCCUAUUUAUGUUUGCGCGCCUGCGCGGAGUUCAAGAGCAGUAUAUUGAUCGGGUCGUGAUGGAGCUGAUAAAAGUUUUGAUGCUGGAGAAGUAUGCUGAUAGACAAUGUGGAACAUACAGUGGUGGUAACAAGAGAAAACUAAGUACAGCCAUCUCUCUGAUUGGAGAUCCACCCUUUAUAUUCCUGGACGAACCGACAACAGGGAUGGAUCCUGGGGCACGGCGCCAGUUGUGGAAUGUUCUCUCACAAGUCCGCGAAAGUGGAAGAACCCUCAUCUUAACCUCACAUAGUAUGGAGGAAUGUGACGCACUGUGUACACGGUUAGUCAUCAUGGUUAACGGUCAGUUUGUAUGUCUGGGAAGCCCACAACAUCUGAAGAACAAAUUCGGGAACGGAUACACUCUGAUUGUCCGACUGUCAGCAGACAAUACCGACUCAAAAGAGCUCAAGAACUUCAUAAAAGAGCGAUUCAAGGACAGCGAGAUAUUUGAUGACCAUCACGGCUAUGUCCAUUUUCAGAUUCCGGAUGCCACGGUGUCGUUGUCCACGGUGUUCGGUGCCAUGGAGGAGGCGAAGUCUAGCCUGGGGCUGGAGGAUUAUUCCGUCCAUCAGACAACACUCGAACAGGUGUUCCUCACCUUUACAACCAAUCAGGUACCGCCUAAAGAGAAGAAGAAACCGAAGGGGUGCUGCGGACUGUGCACGUGCUGCUCUUUCUGUGCUUGCACACUGUGCUGUGGAGAGGAUUGAUGUGGUGCCAUUUAAUUAAGUUGUUGUGUUUUUAUCCUAUACCAAAGACAGGAGACUUUAAAGAAAAAAGACAUAAGAGAGAAACGCAAUUCAUUAUGCCAAGAUUGUAAGAAUUAAACAAGAAUGUUAACAAAGGGUGUAAAGAACCUCACUUACCCUAACAAAGAGAAAACUUUUUGAGAUCUUUAUUUGGAUUUCUUGCUAACCGUUAUAUUUUGUACUUUUUGUCUUUUGUGUUGACUGUUAUUUAAUUGACUUAUAUAAACAUACAUGUGUCAGCUUUUAUUUAGUGGAUAACUGUUAACAUUAUAUUUAUUGGAGUGAAAAGCAAUGUUUUUGAGAAUACUAAAAAGAUGUGUGAAAAAUACAGUUAAACUGUUUUGUUAUAUGGAAAAAAACCAUCCGUCAUGUUUCUGCGAUUUAGAUUCGACACAGAUUUCCAUUAAAUAUUCGACGCGACAAAUCAGUACCAGUGUACUCUGGAGUCAUAAAGUGCUGUUGUUUAAGUUUGUAUUUUAACCCUGUGAUAUAUAUAUAUUAUUGUAACAGUAACUUGAUCCGAAGAGCCGUAUCACGUCAAGUUGACAGGCGCGGAUCAUCAGAUCACACG
Molecule: messenger RNA, 5840 nt
Organism: Saccostrea echinata
Lineage: Eukaryota; Metazoa; Mollusca; Bivalvia; Ostreida; Ostreidae
Product: phospholipid-transporting ATPase ABCA3-like
Exons: 21
Coding region: 35-5230 (1731 amino acids)
Biological process (GO): transmembrane transport; lipid transport
Cellular component (GO): membrane; intracellular membrane-bounded organelle
Molecular function (GO): ATP binding; ATP hydrolysis activity; lipid carrier activity
Source: RefSeq, a predicted model, not a curated record